Pisolithus orientalis is the source of this 1392-nucleotide messenger RNA. Its product is annotated as citrate synthase-like protein. Bases 1 to 1392 code for a protein of 463 amino acids. Gene Ontology annotation, cellular component: mitochondrial matrix. The transcript has 17 exons. The record is from RefSeq and is a predicted model, not a curated record. NCBI's taxonomy places the organism in Eukaryota, Fungi, Basidiomycota, Agaricomycetes, Boletales, Pisolithaceae. Gene Ontology annotation, biological process: carbohydrate metabolic process; tricarboxylic acid cycle.
AUGUUCAAACGCGUCGCCUUCCAAUCGUAUACCUCUGUAACGGGUAACCUAGCCCGUAAUGCUGGAUGCCGUCGUCUGGCUUCGACGAAAACACUGGAGGAGACACUCCGAGAAGUCAUACCGCCGAAGCAGGAACAGCUGAAGAAACUGAAAGCAGAACAUGCGCAGACAGUGGUCGGCGACGUCAAGGUUGAGAACAUUAUCGGAGGCAUGAGAGGGAUCAAGGCAAUGCUCUGGGAAGCUUCUGUUCUUGACCCCGUUGAGGGUAUCCGCUUCCACGGUAUGAGUAUUCCAGAGUGUCGCGAGGUGCUGCCCCCUGCACCCGGCGGAAAGGAGAUGACUCCCGAGAGCAUGCUGUGGCUCUUGAUGACUGGCAAGGUCCCAACCCCUCAACAGAGCCAACAGCUUUCAGCAGAACUCGCUGAAAAGGGAGAACUCCCGAGUUUCGUUGAAAAACUCGUAGACUCUUUCCCAAAGACCCUGCAUCCCAUGACCCAGCUAAGUAUGGGUGUAGCAGCAUUGAAUCACGACAGCGCGUUCCAGGCAGCUUACGAACGUGGGAUCAAGAAGACCGAAUACUGGGCCCCCACGCUGGAAGACUGUAUUAAUCUUGUCGCGAAGCUCCCAUCUUUGGCAGCGCGCAUAUACCGUAACGUGUAUUAUCCUGACCGGCCACUUGCACCCAUUGAUAAGAAUUUGGACCUUACCGGCAAUUACUCCAACAUGCUUGGUUUCGGUAACAAUGAGAACAUGACCGAGUAUCUGCGUUUGUACAUUGCCCUACACGGCGAUCAUGAGGGUGGUAAUGCCUCUGCCCAUACAUCUCACCUGGUGGGCUCUACACUUGCCGAUCCCUACCUUGCGUACUCCGCUGCUCUCAAUGCCCUUGCCGGUCCACUGCAUGGCCUCGCCAAUCAGGAAGUGUUGAGAUGGCAGAUUGCCAUGCAAAAAGAGAUCGGUGACACUAUUACUCACGACAACAUCAAGGAAUACCUCUGGGGGACCCUCAAGAGCGGUAGAGUUGUUCCAGGGUACGGUCAUGGCGUCCUGAGGAACCCUGACCCUCGCUUCGUCGCCCUUCAAGAUUUCUGCAAGACCAGGCCAGAUCUUCAAGCAAGCCCUACUAUCCAGCUUGUGCAGCAGACCGCCGAGGUUGCUCCAGAAGUGCUGAAGGAGCACGGCAAGAACCCCUACCCGAAUGUCGACGCCGCAUCAGGUUGUGUGCUGUACCACUACGGCCUAACAGAGUUCAAGUACUAUACCGUCAUCUUUGGCGUUUCAAGAGCUCUGGGUGCCGUGACCCAACUUGUGUGGGCGAGAGCUCUUGGAUUGCCUAUCGAACGGCCGAAGUCGUACUCUAUGGACGCGCUGGAGAAAUUGAUCAAGAACUGA